Messenger RNA from Branchiostoma belcheri (Belcher's lancelet), 912 nucleotides. Its product is annotated as leucine-rich repeat and immunoglobulin-like domain-containing nogo receptor-interacting protein 3. Gene Ontology annotation, cellular component: plasma membrane. The transcript has 2 exons. Gene Ontology annotation, molecular function: protein binding. The record is from RefSeq and is a predicted model, not a curated record. Bases 1 to 912 code for a protein of 303 amino acids. NCBI's taxonomy places the organism in Eukaryota, Metazoa, Chordata, Leptocardii, Amphioxiformes, Branchiostomatidae.
AUGGCAGUAAGUGGACUGAUUAUCGUUAUGUUGGGAUCUCUGUGGACGGGUUGUUCUUGUCUGUCAGCCGAAUGUCGGGUACAGAAGGAGAAGUACUCUGACACACUGUGGGUUUACUGUAGUCAUCUAAACCUUACCACGAUUCCCGAUGACAUGCCGUCUAAUGCUGGACGAUUUUCUGCCCAGUACAACAGCAUCAGAAACGUAACCUGCCUGCCUUCUCUACCGCGACUGCAGUUGCUGGACCUAGGUAUGAACUCCAUGGAAUCGUUUUCCUGGAUGUCUUUGCGUAAUCUGCCAAAUCUUAGGUUUCUUUAUCUAACAGAAAACCGGCUACGGUACGUGCAGUUUGUCGGCGUCAUUGAGCAUCUGCCGAAGCUGCAAACCGUUGAUUUAAGUAACAACAAGCUUACGUCUCUCUCUGAAUACGAGCUGGGGUGGCCACAGGUGAAAGAAGCCAGGAUCGGUUGGAACCCGUUUCACUGUGACUGCGAUCUGCUCUGGCUGAUUGACAAGCUAACAUGUCUACAGUCUUGCGGGGAAGGCGACCAGACCUGUUGCUCGUCCUGUGCAGCCUGCUUUCUCGUUUAUAGUCUACGGAUUGGACGGUUUCACUGCCAAAGUCCGAGUCGACUGAAGCGGGUCCCUUUAUCUAAGGCGUCUGCCCAGCUGCAGGAGUGCAGGGAGCAGACCACUCCUUCAACAACUAACUGUCUUUGGAUUUUCCAUGACGUGUCGGUGGCAUCAAAUUGGACCAUCAAAGCCAAUCAACUCGUCGGUCUGGCACAGACCAUGCCAACAACUAUCCUGCACAUAACUGCUAACAACGAUACCAAGUGCAGACCAACUGAAUGUAACAUUACCAUGGCUGCAAAUCCUACUGAGGGAUCAGGUCAUGUCAAAACUUCUUAA